Messenger RNA from Iphiclides podalirius (scarce swallowtail), 1410 nucleotides. Lineage: Eukaryota; Metazoa; Arthropoda; Insecta; Lepidoptera; Papilionidae. The record is from the annotation of a GenBank genome assembly.
AUGCAUUUAGUGUUGAUUUUCAUACUCUUCGAUUUCGCCACGUGCUUUGACUCCAGAAAUGUUGUGUUUACAAUUGUCAGCCAGUCAGAGCCGUACCAUGCCAGUGUUGCCAGUCGACUUAGGCAAGAUAUUGAGAAGCAAGUCAUGGAGUUGGAAGGGCGGCGGCCAAUGGUGCACGUGACGCACGAGGAUUUCCCAGUGAGGGGUGCGUGGACUAUCAUACCUUUGCUGAGGCCACUCAUCGCGAAAUAUAGUGGUGGUGAUGUUCGUUGGGUGCUUUUCGUGGAGCCACACACCGCCGUCAGAUGCGGUAAGCUGCUCUCAGCGCUCGCCGCAGCCGAUUCCCGAAAGGACACGAUGUGGGUUGGGUAUCCGUUGAGUGACAACGAACCGACUAUCAUUCACCACUUCAUGAUCCACGAGGAACUUGAGGAGGAGGGGGGCUUUGUCUAUCCCAAUUUUCCAAGCGGUUUCGCCAUGAGAAUACAACUAAUGGAAAACCUGUUAAACGAAAUCGAAAGCGGCAAAAGGAAACUAGAGGCGGAUUUCUCAAUAGACCCCGCGUAUGAAUUGGCGCAACUGGUGUACGGGGAACCCAGUAGCCCGGGUCCGCUUCUAACACCCGAUAUGAGUUUCUGUGUGGUCUCCGGAGAGAACUGCGCCACUUAUCCAAGGCAGUUUGAUAUAUGUGGUAGUCCCAUUCCCGAAGAGUCAAUAUUCUUCGCGGUGAAGACCUGGAGCGGUUUCCAUUCGACCAGAGCGAAGGUGGUGAAGAAGACAUGGGGCAAACACGUCACCAACCUCUACUUCUUUAGCGAUAAAGCAGACCCGUCCAUUCCGACAAUAGAUACGGGCGUACCGAACACGAGGACGGGCCACUGCGCCAAGACGAUGGCGAUAUUGAAACGCGCCGUUGAAAUGGUCGAGGGCAUGCCGCACGUCAGAUGGAUCUUCUUGGCCGAUGACGACACGAUUUUAGGUGUACGGAGAUUGUGCGAAGUGCUGAGCUGCUACCGCGGCGGGCCCCACGCCACGGUGCUUGGCGAGCGCUACGGCUACGGCUACGGGAAGCCGGAGACCGCCGCCAAAGGCUACUCGUACGUGACGGGCGGCGGGGGCUGCGCGCUGAGCGUGGGCGCGGCGCGGCUGCUCAGGGGCUGCGCGUGCGCCUCGCCGCGCGCGCCCGACGACAUGACGCUCGGCGCGUGCGCGCGCGCCCGCAACGUCACGCUCGCGCACUCGCCGCUCUUCCACCAGGCGCGUCCGCAGGACUACCCGCGGGAGGCGGUCGCCCGCGACCGGCCCGUCUCCUUCCACCGCCACUCGACGCCCGAGCCGCACCGGCUCUACGCCACCUGGUUCCAGCACGACGACCUGGCGCUCGGCCAAGGGCGCCGCCGCGACGAGCUG